GACAGGCAAACCACAACACGGCACGAACAUGGAUUAAAAACAAAUUCCGAGACAAGUGGACACACCGGCGUCGCAUGGACGUUCGCCAAGAUAACACGACACGCAAUGGAAACUGCGUCCUCGUUUCUUUUUGUCUUAUUUUAUCGCCUUAAGAACAGGUUUUUGUAGUUCUGAACCGGUAAAGAUUAACGUUAGCCCGGUUAGCUUUAGCGGACAUUGUCUGGGCUCUAUUGUGACGUCAGUGGUACGGGAGCCAACCAUUACGCUGCUUUAUUUUUACAAACUGGUAACCCUGCUAUUUCACUUCUGGGAAGCGUUCAUCUCAAAUUUAUCUCUCGACAAAAUGAGUGAGAGCAGCAGGACUUGAGUCUAACUUUUAUGCGGUAAAGAAGUAUUUCCAGGUUGGACUACUUGGUUUCGCUGAAGAAGACGUCAAUUGUUUCGGACAAAACAUUUUAAUUGACCUGCGAAAAGACGCCACUUAACAGCAAAUUAUGAACGGGCUAUCCAUCAGCGAGCUCUGCGGCUUAUUCUGCUGCCCGCCGUGCCCAAGCCGCAUCGCGGCCAAACUGGCUUUCCUACCGCCGGAACCUACUUACGCCUUCAUCCAGGACCCGACGCCGUCCAGCCCUUCUUCGCAGCAGCGCUGGAAUCUCCACCUCACGGAACGCGCCGAAUUCCAGUACACGCAGAGGGAGCUGGACAACGUGGAAGUUACGCUGGCUCAAUCCAGUCGAGGGAACCGAAUUGGAAUCAUGUACAUACGUUGCACGCCGAAUCCCAGGUUCACGGUGCUGUUCUCCCAUGGCAACGCGGUGGACUUGGGUCAGAUGAGCAGCUUCUACAUCGGGCUCGGCUCACGCAUCGACUGCAAUAUCCUGUCUUAUGACUACUCGGGCUACGGCGUCAGCGGCGGCCGACCUAGCGAAAAGAACCUCUACGCAGACAUCGACGCCGCCUGGCACACUCUCCGCACUAGGUACGGCGCUAGCCCGGAGAGCGUCAUCCUAUACGGCCAAAGCAUCGGCACGGUCCCCACGGUGGACCUAGCGUCGCGCUACCAGUGCGCCGCCGUCGUCCUCCACUCACCGCUCGCGUCCGGCAUGCGGGUGGCCUUCCCCGAAACCAAAAAGACGUACUGCUUCGACGCCUUCCCCAACAUCGAGAAAGUCUCCAAAAUUUCAUCCCCCGUGCUGGUGAUCCAUGGCACCGAGGACGAGGUCAUCGACUUCUCGCACGGACCGGCGCUGUUCGAGCGCUGCCCCAAAGCCGUCGAGCCGCUGUGGGUGGAAGGCGCCGGACACAACGACAUCGAACUGUACAGUCAGUAUUUGGAGCGGCUUCGGCGGUUUAUCGGGCACGAGAUCGGAUGAACUGAUUGUCGCGUACGACGAUAGCGGUUUGAUCCGUUUGAACUGGGAUUGACUGCGAUAGACGGGAAAGUGAAAGUUUCCAAGGUGAGAGUUUAUUCAUUAUAAUAAAAUAUACAAAAAUGCUGAUAAAAUACACACACUUCAAAUGAACUAGACACUUAUUGCAGUCAAUAGCAGCCAAUAAGUUAAAAUGAAAGUUUCUGCGGUGAGGGUUUAUUCAUUAUAAUCGAAUAUAUGAAAACAAAUGUUGAAAGAUGCACAAUAUAUAGAUACAUACAAACACACAUAGUACAAAUGCAUUGGACAUCUAUUGCUGUCAACGGCAGUCAAAAAGUUCCUGAGGUGAGAGUUUGUUCUUUAUAAUAAGAAAAUGACAAAAAUACUCAUUAAAUACACAUACUUAGUAAAAAAAAUAGGUUGGACGUCUAUCGUUGUCAAAAAAGCCAAUAAGUUCAAGUGAAAGUUUCUGAGGUGAGUUUUUUCGUUAUACAAAAAUACUGACUAUAUACACACACCCAGUUCAAAUGGAUCAGACGUCGAAUUUCUGAGGUGAGAGUUUACUCGGUAUAAUAAGCUAUUAAAAAUAUUGAUAAAUUUCACUGAACACACACACACACACACACACACAGUACAAAUGCAUUGGACAUCUAUUGCCGUCAAUGGCGGUCAAUAAGUUUCUGAAGUGAGAGUUUAUUCGUUAUAAUAGAAUAUACUCCAAAAAAAGCUGAUAAAAUACAAGACAUACUCAGUUCAAAUAGAUUACAAUGGCAACCAAUAAGUAAAAGUGAAAGUUUCUGAGGUUUUUUUUUUUUUUUCGUGAGAACACAAUUUACAAAAAUA
Molecule: messenger RNA, 2213 nt
Organism: Corythoichthys intestinalis (scribbled pipefish)
Lineage: Eukaryota; Metazoa; Chordata; Actinopteri; Syngnathiformes; Syngnathidae
Gene: abhd17ab
Product: abhydrolase domain containing 17A, depalmitoylase b
Exons: 5
Coding region: 495-1373 (292 amino acids)
Biological process (GO): protein depalmitoylation; regulation of postsynapse organization
Cellular component (GO): plasma membrane; endosome membrane
Molecular function (GO): palmitoyl-(protein) hydrolase activity
Source: RefSeq, a predicted model, not a curated record